AUGCCCAGUCCGUCGAAAGUUCGAGUCGCACUCGUUGGAGGCGGAACGAUUGCUCCAUUGCAUGCGAAACACAUCCUCGCAUCGCCGUUAUGCCAGCUUGUUGCCAUCAUUGAUCCAUUUCCGCCGGGUAAAACUCUGGCUGACAGCUUGAACGUGGCCCAUUAUCCAAAAGUGGCAGAUCUUGUUUCGUCACACGCGACGAAGCCGCUAGCUGUCGAGCUGUACAUCAUCUGCGUACCAUCGGCUCUGCACGUCCAAGUCGCCACCGAGAUAUUGAAGACGGCCAAGCCCAAGGCCAUCUUGGUGGAGAAGCCCUUUGCCACGGAGUCGGCGUCGGGAGAACAACUGCUUGCACUGGCGAAUGCCCAAGGGUGCAAGGUGGCAGUGGGCCAUCACCGACGGUUUCACGCUGCCAUCAAGGCUGCCAAACAGGCCAUCUCGUCCGGAAGGUUGGGUCGGCUUGUCGCCAUCACGGGUGUCUGGACUUGCAAGAAGAACGAGGGCUACUUCACCGCAGCUCAAUGGAGAGCGUCCCGGACCGCCGGGGGCGGGCCAGUGUGGACAAACUUUGUGCACGACAUUGACGUGAUGCAUUACCUUGUUGGCUCCAGGGUCACGCGUGUAUGGGCCACCAGCACAGUGACUCAACGGCAGCAUGCGGGAGUGAGCGAGGGCGACCAAGUGGAGGAAGGGGCGGCAAUCAUGUUCCAAUUUGCGAAUGGCGUCGUAGGCACCUUUGUCAUCAGCGACAAUGUACCCAGCCCGUAUGGGUGGGAGUCGGCAACCGGUGAUAAUCCACUCUACCCCCAGGCCGAGACGGCGGUGGACUGCUAUCGUAUCUUCGGCAGCCAGGGGACCGUAACGGUGCCGGACGGGAACCUCUGGACAUAUCGACAGGAAGACGCGGACCGGAGAGACCUGGAGAUUGGAUGGAACAUUCCCAUGAGCCGCGAGACCGUGGAGGCCAUGGAUCUCAUCCCUUUCCAGCAACAGACGGAACAUCUUGCCCGGCUGGUGGCGGGACGAGAAGAGCCAGUCUGUUCGGGAGAAGAUGGCCUCGCUGCCGUCAAGGUAUGCGAAGCUGUUGUGAGGGCUCUGCAUCGCGAUGAUGGACAUCCAAUUGAGCUGUGGACUUCUUGA
Molecule: messenger RNA, 1140 nt
Organism: Cladophialophora immunda
Lineage: Eukaryota; Fungi; Ascomycota; Eurotiomycetes; Chaetothyriales; Herpotrichiellaceae
Exons: 1
Coding region: 1-1140 (379 amino acids)
Molecular function (GO): nucleotide binding
Source: RefSeq, a predicted model, not a curated record